AUGUCUCUGCUUUUGUUACUAUUUGUGCUUGCUGAAGCUGCCUACGCUGGCUACGGACCAGUACCAGGACAAACAUACCUCCUGAAGGACACGGGUACUGGCAAAUAUUUGGUGCUAAUGGGAGAACAGGAGGACAUUAGACACAAAAGAGGGGCUGAGCACAGCUACAAGAAUCCCGUCAGGAACUUUACUGUUGUGUCAGGUUUUAAACCUGGUGGAAGAAUGGGAGAUGAUGAAGUACCGACUAAAGAUCAGGGACUGUUUAUCUUCAGAAAACUAGACGGAGAUAACUGGUAUAUAGAACACGCAAACACAGGCCGCUACAUGCUGGCCCCAGACACAGUAGAUAUCAGAAACAGGAGGUGUCAGGAUCAGGGGUGGUUAGAGGCUUCAGGGACCAGAGCUGCUGAUAUGGAUUACUACGGCCUGGCUACCUAUAAAGUUAGGGUCUGGGCUAACGGAUUGUAUUUGGAGCACGCCAGAUCAGGCCGGUAUGUGAUAGCAACAGGGGAGAAAGAAAAGCCAGGACCCUUUACAGCAGUAAAUGCUGACUGUAACUACUACUACCGUGCCCUCUGGAAAUUCAUUGAGGCUUAGACUCUUACAAUAUUAUAUGGGACUUUUUUUCGAA
This is a messenger RNA of Bolinopsis microptera, 631 nucleotides long. RefSeq lists its product as uncharacterized. The record is from RefSeq and is a predicted model, not a curated record. Lineage: Eukaryota; Metazoa; Ctenophora; Tentaculata; Lobata; Bolinopsidae. The coding region runs from base 1 to 597 and encodes 198 amino acids. The transcript is spliced from 4 exons.